Molecule: messenger RNA, 7413 nt
Organism: Onychostoma macrolepis
Lineage: Eukaryota; Metazoa; Chordata; Actinopteri; Cypriniformes; Cyprinidae
Product: nuclear body protein SP140-like protein
Exons: 16
Coding region: 3883-5739 (618 amino acids)
Biological process (GO): regulation of transcription by RNA polymerase II; humoral immune response
Cellular component (GO): cytoplasm; nucleus
Molecular function (GO): DNA binding; translation regulator activity; DNA-binding transcription factor activity, RNA polymerase II-specific
Source: RefSeq, a predicted model, not a curated record
UUUUUCUCUAAUACACAUUGGACACAAUUAACGGCACCCUUUUAUUCAAUACUUUUUGAAACCUCCAUUUGCCAGUUUAACAGCUCUAAAUGUUCUCCUAUAAUGCCUGAUGAGGUUACCAGUACCAGUAGUUGUGUCCAACAUGUAUUUGAGAAAAAACAUUUCAUAAUGAAAUUUGCUAUAAAUAGAACUUCUUAUAUUAAAAACAAACAAUCAAGCCCUGCUCAAAUUUAAAAAGUAAUGCAUAAGUAAUCUAACAUUACUUUCCAUAAAAAGUAACUAAGUAACGUAAUUAGUUACUUUUUUAGGGAGUAACGCAAUAUUGUAAUGCAUUACUUUUAAAAGUAACUUUCCCCAACACUGUUGAUUAGUAUUCAAACGUUCUGUAAGCAUGAAGUAGCAGGAUCAAAAUGUGCAGAGGACAAAGGCUAUGUUUGAAAUAAAGAAUUUGAUUACUACUUAGUGUAUACAGCCCACUAUUAAAAAAUCUAUUAAUAGAACAUAUUGUUGCUGCUGCAGAUUUUACUGUGCACAGCAAAGAAUACCUGAUCUUCUACAGUAUAAUCAGGGUUAGGCUAUUAUAGUUAUCUAAAAAAAAUAAUAAUAAUAAUUAAAAAAAACAACAAAAAACAAGAAAACAUUAUCGUUACUUACAUUAUUGUUUACAACAUUUCUCAUUUUAGAACUAAGAUACCUAAAAAUGUAUUGAAAAAAACCUUACAGAUAUAUUAAAAUAAUAAUAAUAAAUAAAAUAUAUAUAUAUAAUCAAGCCAAAAAUUAUUCAGAGACCAGAUAUAUAAUUUUUGAUAUUUUUUUACUAGUGGGUGCAGGACAUUAUAUAGUUAAUUUAUGUAAGUGAGGAUAGAAAAAUAAAGUACUGUGACAUAUUAUACCCACAAAUUCUUCAUACAGUGGACUACCAGUAAAAUAAACAUUUGGGACAAUUAAAUUAAUUAAAUUAUUCAGAAACUUUGACCUGACCAUGUUUUGCUUAAGUGUUUUUUCUUUUUCUUUAAUAGCUAAUGCUAACUUUUUACACCACAUUGAACAAAAUUAAGCAUUGCUUGGUAAUUGGUUGACCUAAAUUGGUAUUAUCUAAUUGUGUACUUAAAUUUAACAGGUGACAGCUAUUCAACCCAAUUCAUUACAUACCAUUCUAUCAAAGUUAUCUGACAUUAUCAAGAUUAAUUUGUUCUGACACAGUUUAACUCUGAGUUCUUGUCAUAUUUUAUUACCAUUUUCUAGACAAUAGCGAAUAAACUGUGAUAAUGUGAGAAAUGUUGUCUGAAUAAAUUAUAUGUUAUAAAUAAAUAAUUUAUAUAAAUAAAUAAUAAAUUAUAAAAUAAAUUAUAUAUUCUAUAUUCGUUUUCAGUCAUUUUGUUUUGUGUGUGUGUGUGUGUGUGUGUGUGUGUGCGCGCGUGUUUUUGUGAAAAAUGAGGACAUAAAUUUGUAUAAUGACAAGGGUAUUACAAGGAGAAGGUGACUUUUCAGUGUGUGUGUGUGUGUGUGUAUAUACAUGCCCCAAAACAUGGUACUACUAAGUUACCAUGGUAGAAUUUGUUUAUUUUCAGCAUGAGUUAUUAUAUGAGUAAUGAGUUACUGCUAGUCAGAUAACGGGGUGAGAGAGAGAGAGAGGUUAUGUAAAAGUGGCUGUUUACCUCAAAAAGUUUCUCUGGCACCAGAUCGUUGUCUAGUAGGCCUAAAUGAACUGGAUUCUGAACCCACAGUAUGCUAAUGCUGAGAAGCAAGAACAUCUGACCAUCUGUACAAUGCCAACAUGUGUAGGCCUAUGUCUGCUGAUUUUGUAGGGGUAGACUGAAUAGAUUUGAGACAUGUGUACAGUUGAAACACCUUAAAUAACUUGCAUACACAAGAACCCCGAGCCGUGAUUUUUGCUCCACACAUGUGUUUUAGUGUUCUCUUUGAUCGUGGGAAAUUUGAAAUGUGUCCCUCUUUCCACUCCGAAGAUAUCGGCAAAAGUAAUUUUUUUUCCAAAGUGAGAUUUUCAUUUCACCAUGUCCCUUCCACAAUGAAUAGCUUAUUAUUCUUUUAUGAUUGUUAAACUUAACAUAUCAUUGCAAACGUUACUCUGUGCUCUAAAAAUAGACAUAUUUUAUGACAUUGUGCCAUGCAAGGUCUUUUCAUAAUCUAGAGAAACGUGCAAGCAUGUCAGUGGGGUUCGGUUGAGACACAGUGUAUCAACUCUACCUGGAUUGGUCUCCUAUUGCUUCACAUGCUGUUUAGUUGUACAGUGUUAUGAUAAUAGGAUAAAAGUCACAUUUACACAUAUGCUACGCAAAUUCUGUUAAAAAAUGAUAUUUGUGAUAUUUCAACUGUCUAUUAUUAAUGGACAUAUUUUCUAACAUGAAUGUUAAAAGGAUUACAUAGCAUUUUAAGAAAUAUACAAGGUGGUAAAGUGUGUACAGUUGAGACACCCUUUAUAGGUUGCUAUGUACUGUAUACAGUAACAGUCCAAUCAUAGAAAAUAAAAUGCAUACGGAGGCUGUGUGUUUGUGUACUGGCAUCACCUACAUUAUGGGGACCAAAUGUCCCCACAAGUAUAAUACCAGUAAAUUCUAACCUUAUGGGAAUAUUUUUAGGUCCCCGUGAUGAAACAAGCUUAUAAAUCAUACAGAAUGUUUGAAAAUGUAAAAAUGCAGAAAGUUUUGAGUGAUGCGUAGGUUUAGGGGUAUAAGGGUUAUAGAAUAUACAGGUAUGUAUAUUGUUAUUUUUACUGUUAUGUUUACAUUUGUACUGUUUGCCAUAUAUGUUUCUAGUGUUAAAUAUUUGUUCCUAUUUUGUUUAGCUGAAUCUGAAUUAAAUAAAGCAAAUAAAUAAAUGUAUUUUUAAACUGCAAUUAUUAAAACUGUAAUUUUGUAAUUUAUUACAUUUGCAAUAAAUGGUUAGCCAGCUUUAGAGCAUUAAGAAUGGGUGUCUCAACUGUACCAUGCUACUGUUUCAACUGUACACCACAUGGGUACAGUUGAGACAAAAAUGCACCUCAUGUUUAUGAGCUAAUUGUGGAAAAUAUAAACUACUUAUGGCUAUUAUCAAUUUAUGAUAUUUUAGUACACAAGCAAAAGAAAUAUCAUGUGAAAAAUCCCCUCAUUUCAGCAUCUAGUUUUUGUGUAGUGAUGAAAAAAGCAGAGGGUCUCUACUGUACUCAGUCUACCCCUAACUGUGAAAUGCAGAAUCUAAAACAUUUCUUCAUUUAUGUCAUGCUUUAAUGUUUGUUUUCAAAAUUCUCAAACUGUAUAGAUUUACUUUUUAGGGCUAAUUUGAAUUCCUAUAUUUGGUGCUCAUUGAAUAUGUUAAUGUACAGUAAUGUGCUUUUGGUUUACUCUGACUGGAUUUGUUUAAUAUGGGGUAUGUAUGAUGCUAUACUGUAUGACAAUAUAAGUCACUAUGAAAGGUGUUUUCAUUACUGUGGAAAAAUAACCACAAGUUGCUGUGGGGAAAAAGCACAUGGGUCAUAUUUUUCUUUUGAAUUUUAAAUUUUUAACAGAUAAACAAAACAAACAAAAAGUUAAUCAUAAAAUGAAAUAGCCUACAGGUCAUUUAUGUAAUAAACAGAACUGGAACAUGUGAAAUUAUGAUUAACAUCCUAACAAAAUACGCGCCCUGCUGUUUGUAACGUUAGUUGUUUUGGAAGAAACCGUUCGAAUUCGAAUGACCUGGUUAUAGCGGAACUCCAGCCCUGUAACAGGUCAACAUUCGCUUUCCCUACAUCACUUCCGCGCUCUUCUAACUUUAUGAGCCAGAUCGUUCCAUACAGCUAGGCGGGAGAUUUGGAAGCAGCUCUUUCUGUUUUACUACUCCUCGUGUCAAAUACAGAAAUACACAGAUUCUUCCAGACAGUUCAGCCGAUGACAGAUCGAAUUAAUGGGAGUCAGCGCCCAAAUGGACCCGUUAGACUUUCUAACGAACGAAGAGUUGCUGUUUUUCUUCCACCGGAAAAAGACAGAGAUUUCGUGCAUAGAACAACCGCGCAGACUUCUCACUCAGCUGUGCGACCACGAUCUGGUGCCAGAGAAACUUUUUGAGAAUGUGAAAAAGAUGCGUUCUCGUGAGCAGAAGGAGAAGGGCUUCUAUGAGGUUCUGGACUGGUUGGAGAAAAAUAGACCUCAGUACAUGCAUCAGUUCUGGCGCUGUGUGUUUGAAGAUCAUAUCCUGCAGCUGUACCCAACGCUACGCAUCCUCAGAAACAGUCUGCUGGAUGGCACUUUCAAACUCUAUGAGAAACCUCCGGAUGUUGAGACACUGACUGAGGAGGAGAGUGAAGGAAAGCCAGAGAAAGGGAAGGAGAAGAGCUACAAAAGAAAGACAAGUAAAGAUGGCAGAAGUAGUGAGGAUAGUGAUGAUCCUGGUCCUUCCUCUACUUCCACACCCAAGCGGAGGAAACCAGCCAAAAAACCUUCAUUCUCAUCUCCUGUGAAGAAAGGUGACAAGCAGGAGAUUUGGACAUGGCCUAUUUAUAAAACUCAGCUGCCUGUAACCUGUGGGGAUAAAGAAGGCACUCUCUAUCGGGACAAACUGCCCGAAGGGGAGAAGUGUAUUUUGUCCAAAGGAUGCUGGUUCACCCCAACUGCUUUUGAGAAGUUUGCGGGGAAGGAAAAGUGCAAAAACUGGAAAAUCAGCAUCCGCUGCAGAAACACACCGCUUAAGAAACUCAUAGAAGAGGAGCAUCUUCAGUGUCCACCGAUGGAGAGAAGAAAGAGAACAUGUGUCCAAAAACAGAACAUGAAUGAGCUGUUUCCGGUCAGCUCGUCUGAGAGCUCCAGUAAAGAAUCAAGCUCUGGUUCGAUGGAGGAAAGUGAUCCUGAAGAUUUCCAAGAGCAGGGAGGGAGAGGAGGAGGAACAGAGUUUAGAGGGAGAGUUGAGGAAGAGGAGGAGGAAGAAGACAUGGCAGAUCUGUCUGUUUUCCAGGCUCCCUCUUUACCAGUCACCUGUGUUUCACUUACUGGGACUCUGUACAAAGACAGGUUUGCGUCAGGGAGUCGUGGGAAGUGUAUACGUACAGAGGAAAGAUGGUUCACUCCUGAGGAAUUUGUAAAGCAGGAACCGACUCUCACUGAUGGACACUGGAAGAAAGAUAUACUGUGCCAUGGAAAAACACUCAACUUUUUACUCAAGAAAGAAAUCCUGCGCAUCCAUUCCCUUCUGUGUGAAUGUGUGAAAUGCAGCACUCUAGAGCAAGACGUGAUGGCCCAGGACAAUGAUGACGAGUGUUACGUGUGUCGCUCUGAGGGAGAUCUUGUGUGUUGUGAUGAGUGUCCACGAGCUUUUCAUUCACACUGUCACCUACCAGCUAUAAAUGGAGACUCACCUGGGGAAUGGAUUUGUACCUUUUGCGUGUUAAGAAACAGUCAACAAUGGCGUGACUCCAGUAACAUGUCUGAACAAGAAGCUUUCAAUGCACCAGUGUCUCAACACAUAUUGCACUGCCACUGCCUCCUGUUAUGUGUGUACAGAGAGGACAUCCAGAAGGUGUUUGUUAAGGAUCCACGACAAACGGUGCCCAGAUAUAAGGAGUUCAUAACUCAGCCGAUGUGGCUGGACAGAAUAAAGCAGAAGUUGGAAACUGGCGCGUAUCAGACGGUAGAAGAGUUCGUCUCUGAGUUUCAGCUCAUUUUCAGCAACUGCAGCACGUUCAAUAAGGAAAACGAGUUUGGCCAAAUGGGUGCCAGGCUGAAGCAAAUAUUUGAGGAAGAGUUCCAGAAAAUCUUCAGUAUCCAAUGACAGCUUUCUUUUACAAGUCUUUCAAAGAUACAAUUGGGAGCUGGGUAGCUUCGAAUAUUCAUUAGAUCUCAUACUGUAUAUAUGUAUACAAUUUUUAAUUUUGCAGUCCUGCAAAGAAUAAGCGGUUUGGAAAAUGGACGGAUGCGGUACAGGACUUAGUUGAUGUUCAACACUAUAUAUACAACACUAUAUAUAUAUAUAUCUUUUUUUGUAAUGUCAUCUUUCCAAUGAAGUGAGGGAUUAUGUCAUUCCCAACAUUAUACUCAUGGUAAUUUGAUUAUGACAGUACAGAAGAUCUGCUACUAUCAACUUUUUCUUCUACUCCAUAUAGACCUUAAUCACUGUCAGUGUUCAGGUACCUUAAAGGUGAAGGGUGCCAUUUCUGUAAUUGCAAGAACAAUGAUUGUUUUAAAUAGGUUCCUAAACAAUCUGACCACCCUUUCUGACCUGCUCCGUCUUCCAUUGUUCAAAAAACAGGCAGCCCCACCACCAAACACACAGCAUUAAGAACACUAGAGCCAGAUAUUUGCAUUCUUUUUUGGAAAUUUAAUCUAAAAAUGUCGUCUUCUUUUUUAAAUUUGUGGCUUUGUGUUUUAACCUGGGAUAAAUGGAAGAAUUUUAACAAUAAAAAUUGCACAAUUCACCAGACCUAAAUCAAAAUGUAUUGCAGCAUUUUGUUGUUUGAAUCAUUUGCUGUUCAUUAUUCGUUUUUUUUUUUUAUUACAUAUAAACAUAUACAUUAUAUACAUAUAAAUAUAUUAUAUACAUAUAAAUAAAUACCUUUAUGUAAAAUGUUGGAUAAUUAAAAAAAAUGUUUAUUAUUAAUAAUAGUAGUAGUAGUUUUUGUUUUAGGUAUUUUUUGUGUAGUUUCUUUUUGUUCUGUAGACUUUUUGUAUUUUGGGUAUUGAUGACCAGUUAUAUGUGUAUGUAGAUAUACAGGUGGCACCUGGUCAGGUGAGUAAAUUUAACAAAAUAUUUGUAUUACACCUGGGUUGCCCUUUAAGGGAUAGUUAAAACUAAAAACUAAAAUUUAAAGUCAUCAUUUAUCACUUAAAGCUGCAACUGGUUGUUUAUCAACAUUCUUCAAAAUAUCACCAGUUUUCAGCAGAAAAAAACUGGUUUGGAAUAACUAUCCUGACUCUUUUACUGGAGCACAAUGUAUAAAUAAUAAUAAAAAAAAGGCUUUCUUGUUGAUUAAACGUACGUUUAUUUGAAUUACUAAAAACCCUAUGUUAAAAACAUGUAGGAUGAUUCAAAUACCAGCUGAAGCGAAGAUAUCCUGCGCAUCCUUUUCAGUCACGCACGCCCCCCUUCUCGUGCUUCUCCUCCUACUUUCUCUUUACUUGGAGUCGGACGAUAAUUCAGGAUACACCGCUGUAAUCACUGCGGUCAAGCCAGCCGCGGUUUGAAAAUACACGGUCAAGCCAGCCGCACUUUUUUGUUUGCGCGUCUAAUCGCGCGCUUACGGUAUAGGUGCUGGGAGCGGUCAAAAUGGAUGUAAAGAAGCUGUCAUAACGGCGUUUCCUUUGUACUUUUGCUGAUAUUUUCAAUAGCUUGCCGUUCACGGUGACCUAAAAUAUGUCUACAUUAAACAUAAUUUAACCCUAAAAAGACCAUAAAGCGACAUCAGAAUAUGUAUUUAUUGCUAUUUUAUAAUUUUAUAUAAUGACAUAA